Blastomyces dermatitidis ER-3 is the source of this 2123-nucleotide messenger RNA. Its product is annotated as TAM domain methyltransferase. Bases 854 to 1858 code for a protein of 334 amino acids. NCBI's taxonomy places the organism in Eukaryota, Fungi, Ascomycota, Eurotiomycetes, Onygenales, Ajellomycetaceae. The transcript is spliced from 12 exons. The record is from RefSeq and is a predicted model, not a curated record. Gene Ontology annotation, molecular function: methyltransferase activity.
UUCGUCUAAAAUAGCGGCCGGAUGGGAUGAGCCGGAUAGCGGGUAGGUAUACGCUGUAUAUCCCUUGGUGCCACGACGAGCGCUGUCCGCCUCCGGCCCAUCCAUGGCCCCAAGCGUCCUAUUGUCCUGCAGGCCAAUUGACUUCCCUCCUCUGGAGUAAGCUGGAUCCAAGCGCGACACUCCUCCUCGAAUCAUUGCGCACGGGGAGCCGGGAUGAGGAACCAUUCCAGAACGCGGACGGGGAGGAGGAAGUUCCUAGGGUGGAGGAGGAGACCUAGUCCACAGUCGCCCGUUUUAAGGCCGGUUAAUUGGAACAUAACAUGUCUUGAUCUCCGCUAGCAUUCCCUUAGUUACCCUUCACAGAUUCACAGAAUCACCACCAAAGUCGACAAUCCUCGUCGCCCACGCGGGUCAUGGCGCCCGGCGGCGCGAGCAGAAGGGAAAUCGAGCAACAAUGGGCAUUCGCCCGCAGGCUUAGAGGGCCAUGAUUGGUGGUUAUUGACAAUGAUAAGUUAGUUACUGGAUGCCCAGCCGGAUGACCUUUAGCUCGUUUGUGACGGCGAAGGAUAAUAUCCGCCCGGAACAUCUGCCGUCCCCCUCCCCUUUUGGUUUCCCUCCUGUUUAUUUAUUUAUGGCUGCCCUUCAAAAAUCUCCUUUGUCCGUCUCGACAAGAUCAUCCUUCUCCCCCAAUUUCAACCCCUCCAAAGGCCAGAAGCUUGACCGAAGAAUUCUAGUUCUGCUAUAAACAAUCACCACCGCUUAGGUAGUUAUCUUCCGCAUUCAGUCAGGUCUCUGGAAACUGUUAUACCAAAGCGCAUUUUCCCACCUUUACUCUUCCAGAUAUUUUUUCACUAUGGCCAACGACGCUCAUAAUGCGGUGCCAAAUAUCGAAGCAGAUCCUAAUGACGAUACCGACUCUGCAUUCGAGGGCUCCGUGGGAAGUGCCAGUUAUGCAACGACGCUUGCCUCCAGCAUAAAAAACUAUGUAUAUGCGAACGGAAGACGUUACAAUUCGUUCCGCGCUGGGGAAUAUAUUUUGCCAAAUGAUGAAGACGAGCAGGAUCGCAUGGACUUGACCCACCACAUCUACAAACUGCUCUUAGGUGGAGAUAUAUAUGUUUCCCCGAUAAAAGCGAAUCCACAGCGAGUUCUUGAUAUUGGAACAGGCACUGGAAUAUGGGCGAUUGACUUUGCAGACGCACACCCCGAGUCGCAUGUUGUGGGGAAUGAUCUGAGUCCCAUCCAACCAUCAUGGGUCCCCACGAACUGUGUCUUUGAGAUCGACGACCUCGAGGCAACAUGGCCAUAUACCCGACCAUUCGACUUCAUCCAUGCGCGCGAACUAGCCGGAUCAAUCGGCGACUUCGACAAGCUCUUCGAGCAGGCUUACAAGAACCUGGUGCCGGGCGGAUACUUUGAGAUUCAAUCCAUCGAGCCGUGUUUCCUUAGCGAUGACGGGACGCUCGAGAAAGCAAAACAUGCGUUGGAAUGGAUGCAUAUGGAAUACGAAGCAAGUGCCAAGUUUGGAAAGCCAUUGGAGAUCGUGAAGACGUUUCCGGAGAAGUUGAAGCAGGCUGGGUUCGUGGAUGUUAAGACCACGCUUAAGAAGCUCCCCAUCGGUACCUGGCCCAAGGACAAGAAGUUGAAAGAAAUCGGGCGCUUCCAGCAGCUGCAGGUAUUGCAGGCGCUGGAGCCGUACUCGCUCUUCCUCUUCACGAAGAUUCUGGGGUGGAGUGCCGAGGAGACCCAGGUGCUUCUCUCCGGGGUCCGCAAGGAUAUCAAAAACCGAGAGAUCCAUAUGUACGGCUGGGUACAUUUCACAUAUGGCAGGAAGCCUGAAGAUGCCGCCACUUCCUAGGCAUACCUAGCUACCAUUCUUUUGUAUGGGAAGAUCCCAUUCGGAUACAAUAUUAAGUCAAGAAGUGGGGAGGUUAGACGGGGUUGUUGAUGGGCAGUUUUUCGUUUUACAUUGUUCUGCUUCCGUUUGCAAUUUUUUGGCCAUUAUUCUUUACUACUACCAUCAUCUUUUUCUUGCAUUGCACUGAUGACGACCUAAUCUGACGAACAUAUAUGAUAUAUGAUGUAUAUCGUCCCGCAAGUUUUUUUUUUUUUUUUUUUUUUUU